AUGCUGCUGCGUUGGUAUUCUACAAAAUGGUUUCUAUCGAGUAUUAUACUUUUACUUGAAAUAUUUUCAAAUGUUGCCAAUGGCCAAAGCUGUUUACCUUUAAAUUCUUGGCCGAUUGUUGAAGCAAAUUGGUCUAGUUGUUCUGUUCUUUCAGAUGGACCUGUAACAAUAAAUAAUAUUUAUGCGCAAUGUAUGUUUUUAAAUGUUCCUAUCAAUUGGAAUACAACGAAUUUCACGACAUGUACACAAACUAUACAAGUAUUUGUUAAACGUUAUUUUCUAUUGGGAUAUCAAAAUCAAUCUCAUCAUUUAUGGAGAAUACCAGGUGGCGGUGGUAUUCCAGUGACUAGUUUAGAAUUAGAAGCUGUUGGUGUUGUUAGUGCAUUGAAUGGUUCAGUAUCAAUAUAUGUGACAGAUAAACGUGGUGUUGGCCAAAGCAGUUUAAUCGAAUGUCCAACAUCGAUUGUUAAAAAUUUCACAGCUUGUUUACCGUAUAUAAGAGAUAAUGAAUAUCGUUUAAAACAAAAUACAUACACAAAUACAGCACGUGAUUUAGAAUAUAUUUUAAAAGUAAUUAUGGGUAGUAAUCGUCAAAAUUUAAACUCAAAUCAACGUGUUAUUUUAAUGGGAUCAAGUCAAGGAACUUAUCUUCUACAAAGAUAUCUUCAUGUGACUCAAGAUAACGAACAAGUCGACGGAGUUAUACUUGAUUCUGUAUUACCCACUGAUAUAACACGAUUAGUUCAUGGGGAUAAAUAUUUAAAUUACAUGUUUUUAGACUUAUUUACACGUUGUGCGCAAGAUGAAGAAGGAUGUGCCCAAUAUUUCGAAGAUAAAAAUCCAAUGCGCGCACUCUAUACUUAUAAAAUGCAAGAAGAUUUUCAAACGAAUUCAUCUUGUCUUUCUUUAUUACAUACAACUACUGAAGAUAUUGCAAAAAAAAUGUCGUAUAUAUUUUAUCCAAAUAUGAUGCAACUUUUUCCAGCGUUGAUCUAUCGAAUUAAUCGAUGUAAUUUGGAUGAUCAAAAUGUUCUAGGACAUUUUUUAAAUGUAACGCAACCACCCAAUGAAGAUGGAGCAGUAGGAUAUUCAAUUUUAGUUGAACUAAAUAAUAAUUUUGCUGAAUUGUGGUCUCCUUUCAAUCCCGAAGAAACAAAUCCAUCAUGUGAUUAUUUAAAAGGAGCAUCAAUGAAUACAUUUGCUUCAACACAUGUAAUGCCUGAUGUUUAUUGUCCGAUUCAACAAUAUCAAAUAUUAGGAUAUCCGACUGAUCAAUACUAUAGAAAAUAUCCAACCAAAAUGACUAAAUUACCAGUUUUAUUAUUACAUGGUGAUAUGGACCAAGCAUUACCAGUGCCAAUUGCCCGACAUUUUUCUAAACAAUAUUCAUUAAUUAAUUCAAACUUUACCUAUAUUGAAAUGCCACGUACAGGACAUACAGCAACAAAUGCAGCACCAAUGACAGGCGAAGAAGGAAAUUGUGGCUGGAAUUUAGCGGCAACAUUCGUCAUAUCACCAAAAUUUGAACCAGAUCGUUCAUGUCUAAAUAAAAUAAGUCAAAUUGAUUUUUCUGGUACAACAAUAAAAAGUAAACAAGCAGCUAUGCAAUAUUUCGGAACUGAUAAUCUUUGGGGAAUAAAAAAAACAGAUGAAACAAUAACAAAUACAGCAAUGAAUAUAAAAUAUGCAUUUUCUAUAUGUAUUUCCAUUUUUAUUAUAUAUUUAACAUCAUUUUAA
Messenger RNA from Rotaria socialis, 1737 nucleotides. The record is from the annotation of a GenBank genome assembly. Lineage: Eukaryota; Metazoa; Rotifera; Eurotatoria; Philodinida; Philodinidae.